Molecule: messenger RNA, 2341 nt
Organism: Terrapene triunguis (Three-toed box turtle)
Lineage: Eukaryota; Metazoa; Chordata; Testudines; Emydidae
Gene: CD302
Product: CD302 molecule
Exons: 6
Coding region: 267-965 (232 amino acids)
Molecular function (GO): signaling receptor activity
Source: RefSeq, a predicted model, not a curated record
CCUGACUCGCCUGCACGCCCAGACGGCUAGCCCCGGUCAUGCCCAGCAGAUGCCGCAUGGGCCCCGCGCCGGAGCCAGCCCUGUUGGGAGCGGCGCGUUAGCGCAGCCCAGCCUGCAGGGGCUGGCAGCUUUCGGGGGCCGCGCUCCCGGCCCCUGCCCUGGGCUGCCCCCGCAGUGGGUGGUGUCUGGCCGGCCGGCGGGCGCGCUGCUCCCCCCUGCAGGCGCAGCCUUCCGAGAGCCGGCGCGAACUGGAGUGAGCUGGGGCUAUGGAGCCCCCUUUCCCCGCGCUGCUCUGCCUGCUCGGCCUCCUCGCCACCGCCUCCGGAGCAGCCGAAUGCCCUUCCUCUGCUUGGAUUCCAUUUAGAAGUAGCUGCUAUAUUUUUCUUCAAGGCACAUUCGAUGAAUUGGACAGUAUUGAUGAUGCCAGAAAUCGCUGUAAAGGCAAUGCUUCUGGAGCAGACAUUAUUAGUAUAAAAAAUAAAGAGGAGAAUACCUUUAUACAAGAAACAUUCAAAAAUCACUGGCAAGGCCCUGAUUAUAUUUCAUUGGGCAUGUUCUUUGACACAGAUGAUAAUGCUUUUAAAUGGUUUGACAAGUCGGAAAUGAAAUUUACCAAUUGGAUUGAAGAGGAGAGCAAUGAGGAACUCCUGAACACAUGUGCUUCUAUGUACACUAAGUCUGGGGAAUGGAAAAAAAUCAGUUGUGAAGAUCUUCCUCUGACAGGGACCCUUUGUAAAACAGCCUUUGCAUAUGAAAAGAAGUACUUACCAGAUAAAACUGCUUUGACUACCACCUUGGUCAUAAUUUUUACCAUAGUUUUGACAGUUUCUGCAGCAUUAUUUUGGUUCCUGUACAAAAGAAAUAUUUCGUCUGGAGUUUUAUGUAUAACACACCAUUCAACAGCUGAAAUGCCAUACAGUGAUGAAACUGUUCUAAUAGACGAAGAAAAUGAGUAUACUGCUUAAAAUGUAAAAUUAUACAAUUUUAUUUAAAUGCCAAAAAGUUACAUCUUAUCCAUAUUUAGGCUUCAGUCCUGUAAGCACAUGCAUAACUUUACUCACAUAAUAAUGUGCUAGUUGUUAGGACACAGAGAAGACAGACUAAAAAUAGUCAAAAGUAUUUCCCAUUGGGCUGUCAGAGUUCAUAUUCAAAAUUCUCUCCAACUGUAUUUAGUGCACCUGGAAAUACCUGGAGUAUGAGUUGGUCUGUCUCAGUGAAGUGUCAUUCUGAAAGAGCAAGCAUUUAAUUAAACGUUAAGAUUUCAAAAAUUCUGCAGAUUUCCAUAACAGGUUUUAAAUUCAUUUGUUUCAUCUGUGUUCACGACUGGUUUUCAUUCCUGUGAAUAUUUUAGCAAAUAAAAGUUUGAAACACUAGCUAAUUUUAAAUGAAUAGUAUAGAAAGAAAAUUUUAAUUUGUGUUUGCACUGAAACCUUAAUUCAAAGAACUUCCAGUCAAUGCACAGAAAUGAGCCACAUGAUCUGCAUCCAGUCAAAACAAUCUGAACUUCAAACCAUUCAGACUCAUGAAACUGGUUUUAAAAAAAAAAAUGCUAUUACCCAAAAUGAGUAAUUUCAGACAAAACUAAGCAAAUUAUCUGCAAACAAUUUAAAAGAGGGAGAUGAAAUUCCUCAAAUUAUUUGCCCAGUUCAAAUUAUGAUUAGAGUCCAAAUGUUCAAAAACUUUCUAAUUUUGUAUUUGCAGCUAAUUGUAGCUGCAGGGUUAAGAGGUCAAGUCUUGGCCCCAGUUGUGCAGAUCCUUAAAGAUGCAUGGAAAUCGUUUGGCCUCUGCACAGGAACAGGGGUCUGCUUCCACUGAUCAGGGUUUAGCAGCUAUCAUUUAUAGCCAUGCUUAUUUGAUUGCAAAAUUAGCUUUCUAUACCCUGCAAUAUGUAGUCAUCCUAUUUUUUUAAGGGGGAAACUAGUGGGCAAACUGUUCAUCUGGCUAACCUGCAACUAUUUUAAUAUAGAAAACAAAAUUGAAAGAUUGCUGUGUGCAUGUGUACUCUGUUGCCACAACUUUUCUUUUCUAUGCUUUAAAAUGUUGCAUUUUACCCAGUGAGACUGCAAAAAGACCAAAACCUUGUGAAGAUUCUCAAGGGAGGUCCGCAUCUCUGUGAAGCAAAGGAAUUGGUAUUAGAGAAGGUAGAUUUGAUACACACCAAUUAAAAGUCGGUAAAUUAUGUUAAUAGCAUGAUAAGGAACAGAAUAUUUAUAUGUAUACAGUAUGCUUCCUUCAGAACUUAAUGGAAUUAAAUCUUAAUUUCUUGAGCAAGUAUCAGAGGGGUAGCUGUGUUAGUCUGUAUCCACAAAAACAACGAGGAGUCCCGGGGCACCUUAAAGAC